Oncorhynchus masou masou (cherry salmon) is the source of this 3661-nucleotide messenger RNA. Its product is annotated as serine/threonine-protein phosphatase CPPED1-like. NCBI's taxonomy places the organism in Eukaryota, Metazoa, Chordata, Actinopteri, Salmoniformes, Salmonidae. Bases 140 to 1012 code for a protein of 290 amino acids. Gene Ontology annotation, molecular function: hydrolase activity. The record is from RefSeq and is a predicted model, not a curated record. The transcript has 5 exons.
UUCCGGCUUUACGUUUGGUAUUCACUGUACGUAACUAGUUACGCUGACUAAUCUCAAGAGUCAGUUAAUUAUUGACAAAAUAGGAUCAACAUCAAGCCAUAAGCAUACGAACGUUAACCUUUGAGGGACAAGUGAAGCCAUGGCUGAAGCCGAGGAUAUUUUUCUUAGAGCUAAACAGCGGACCUUCACUGGACUGACCGAAGAUGAACAGAAGGAAUGGAGAGGCCCGUUCUGCUUCAUCCAGGCUGCAGACCCCCAGCUGGGUCUGAUGAAGACCUGGAGGGAGGGGGACUGUGACGGGGGAGGUGACGAAUGGACCGAUGAGGUCCAGCUGACCCAGCAGGCUGUGGAGGCCAUCAACAAGCUGAGCCCCAGGCCCAAGUUCAUGGUGCUGUGUGGGGACCUGGUCCAUGCCAUGCCAAGCACCCAGUACCGGGAGGGGCAGGAGCGGGACUUGAAGGUGGCUCUGAGGGGCACAGACCCCUCCAUCCCUCUGGUGUUUGUCAGUGGUAACCAUGACCUGGGUAACACACCCACCCCAGAGACUGUAGCCCAGUUCUGCAACGCCUGGGGGGACGACUACUUCAGCUUCUGGGUUGGAGGGGUGCUGUGUCUGGUGCUGAACUCCCAGCUGUUCUUUGAUGCGUCGGCCUGCCCCGACCUGAGAGACGCCCAGGAAGCCUGGUUAGAGGGCCAGCUGCAGAGGGCCUCUCAGGGGCCCGGGGUCACCCCCAAACACGUCCUGGUGUUCCAGCACAUCCCUCUGUACUUAAAGACCCCCGACGAGGAGGACGACUACUUUAACCUGCAGACCGCCACGAGGCAGAGCCUCCUAGGCAGGUUCAAACGGGCAGGAUCUGCGUUUUUUUUUACCAACAUGUCAAGCUCAUAUGAAAGGAAGAUCAAGUUCAACUCAUCCACACUAAUAUUUCCCCAGCUGUUAUGCUCGUACAGCUAUAGACUAGGGCAUGGGAGUGUUAAGUAUCGCACUCAUACCCUUGUAGUAAAGUAAUAUAACACACAUAGCUUGCAUCACUAAGAGAACAUUGGCUAUGUUGUCUAAUGUACUGUAAUAUAAUGGGCGGUGUCAGAGGAAAGCCCAUAAAAUUGUGGGCUCCCCCCCAUUUGUUUUGUAAGCUUGUUGUAUUUGGCGCAUGUGACAGUUUGAUUUGGUAAUGUACAAGGUUACCACAUUGUCUACUGUGAUACGAGGCUACCAUUUGUGUACUCUACUGUAAUGUACGAGGCUGCCAUUUGUCUACUCUACUGUAAUGUACAAGGUUACCAUAUUGUCUACUGUAAUGUAUGAUGCUACAAUUUUCUCUACUGUAAUGUACGAGGCUACUAUAUUGUGUACUGUAAUGUACGUGGCUACCAUAUUGUCUACUGUAAUGUACAAGGCUACCAUAUUGUAAGCGCCCGUGCACAGGUCUGUUCAACGCUGAUCCGACUGAUCGGAUUCCACGCUUCAAGAUUGCUUCGAUAACGUGGACUAGGAUAUGUUCCGCAUAGCGUCGGACAAUAACAUUGAUGAAUACGCUGAUUCGGUGAGCGAGUUUAUUAGCAAGUGAAUCAGUGAUGUUGUACCCACAGCGUCUUAAAGCGUUCCCCAACCAGAAACCGUGGAUUGAUGGCAGCAUUCGCCCAAAACUGAAAGUGUGAACCACUGCUUUUUAUCAGGGCAAGGUGACCAGAAACAUGACUGAAUACAAACAGUGUAGCUAUUCCGUCCGCAAGGCAAUCAAACAAGCUAGGGGUCAGUAUAGAGACAAAGUAGAGUCGCAAUUCAACGGUUCCAACACGAGAGGUGUGUGUGGCAGGGUCUACAGUCAAUCACGGACUACAAAAGGAAAACCAGCCCCGUCGCAGACCACGAUGUCUUGCUCCCAGACAAAGUAAACAACUUCUUUGCUCGCUUUGAAGACAACACAGUGCCAUUGACAUGGCCCGCAACCAAAAUCUGUGGGCUCUCCUUCACGGCUGCAGGCCCAGACGGCAUCCCCAGCCGUGUCCUCAGAGCAUGCGCAGACCAGCUGGCUGGUGUGUUUACGGACAUAUUCAAUCAAUCCUUAUCCCAGUCUGCUGUUCCCACAUACUUCAAGAGGGCCACCAUUGUUCCUGUUCCCAAGAAAGCGAAGGUAACUGAGCUAAAUGACUAUCGCCCAGUAGCACUCACUGCCAUAACCAUGAAGUACUUUGAGAGACUAGUCAAGGACCAUAUCACCUCCACCCUACCUGACACUCUAGACCCACUCCAAUUUGCUUUCCUCCCCAAUAGAUCCACAGACGACGCAAUCACAGUGCACACUGCCCUAACCCAUCUGGACAAGAGGAAUACCUAUGUAAGAAUACUGUUCAUUGACUACAGCUCAGCAUUUCACACCAUACUACCCUCCAAACUCGUCAUUAAGCUUGAGACCCUGGGUCUCGACCCCGCCCUGUGCAACUGGGUUCUGGACGUCCUCACGGGUCCGCCCCCCAGGUGGUGAGGGUAGGUAACAUCUCCACCCCGCUGAUCCUCAACAUUGUUUACAUACCCUACAUUUCUCAUCUCAUAUGUGUAUAUACUGUACUCCACACCAUCUACUGCAUCUUGCCUAUGGCGUUCGGUCAUCGCUCUUUCAUAUAUUUUUACGUACAUAUUCUUUUUCAUUCCUUUACACUUGUGUGUGUAUAAGGUAGUUGUUGUGAAAUUGUUAGAUUACUUGUUAGAUAUUACUGCAUGGUCGGAACUAGAAGCACAAGCAUUUCACUACACUUGCAUUAACAUCUGCUAACCACGUGUGUGUGACAAAUAAAAAUUUGAUUUGAUUUGUCUACUGUAAUAUACAAGGCUACCAUUUUGUCUACUCUACUGUAAUACGAGGCUACCAUAUUGUCUACUGUAAUAUACAGUGCAUUUGGCAAGUAUUCAGACCCCUUGACUUCUCCAUAUUUUGUUACGUUACAGCCUUAUUCUAAAAUUCAUUAAAAAAAAAAGUCCUCAAUCUACACACAAUACCCCAUAAUGACAAAGCGAAAACACAUUGUCUACUGUAAUGUACGAGGUUACCAUUUUGUUUAAUGUAAUGUACGAGGCUACUAUAUUGUCUCCACUACUGUAAUAUACAAGGCUACCAUAGUCUACUGUAAUGUACAAGGCUACCAUUUUUUCUACUCUACUGCAAUAUACGAGUCUACGGUAAUGUAUGAGGCUACUAUAUCGUCUACUCUACUGUGUACGAGGCUACCACAGUCUACUGUAAUGUACGAGGCUACAAUUGUCUACUCUACUGUAAUGCAUAAGGCUACCAUAUUGGUCACACUACUGUAAUGUACGAGGCUACCAUAUUGUCCACUCUACUGUAAUUUACAAGGCUACCAUAUUGUCUACUGUACAUAUUUUCUGCAGAGGGAGCUCAUCUAUUCUGAGACGCUUGUCUGUUUUGUCCGGCAAGCUAUGAUCAGCAUCCUCUCUGUCUCUGUUAGCAGGAGAAGUGCUGCUAUUCCUAUCAUUCCUAAUCACCAGGGUCAGAUACUGGUUACGGUCUCUCAGCUAUUGUUUAGUGUUUUACUUGUUUUGUUCUAUUUGCAUCAUACAGCAGUAGGCAGACUGGCUGCUGCGUAUUUUGGUACGAAGACUCCAAAAUAAAUAUUGUGUUUUAGAGACACUUUGUUCCUG